Yamadazyma tenuis ATCC 10573 is the source of this 564-nucleotide messenger RNA. The record is from RefSeq and is a predicted model, not a curated record. NCBI's taxonomy places the organism in Eukaryota, Fungi, Ascomycota, Pichiomycetes, Serinales, Debaryomycetaceae.
GUUGUACCAGUUAGCUAAUGGUGAAAUUUGCAUUAAAAAUCACUGCUGAACUCGCUGGCGUCACGGGACUCCAUCCGCAAGACACGCCUGAGUCGCCUUUUGAAUAUACUUUCACGAUAGAGUGUACAAAGUGCCGGGAAGUCCAUGCCAAACCAGUGACCAUCAACCGAUUUGAGACCCACGAAAUAUCAGGCUCCAGAGGAGAAGCCAGUUUUGUGUUCCGGUGUAAGCUGUGCAAAUCAGAGCACUCUGCCGCCAUUGAACCCACCGGAACUGUUUGUACACCUGACACAAAUGGGAAACCCGUUACGAUUUUGACGAUCGAUGCUAGAGGACUUGAUUUCAAUGAAUUUAUUCCCGAUGGCUUUUUUGCUUGUGAGGGAGAGGAUUCGCCUACUAAGUUCACGGAGAUAGAUCUCUCGGAGGGAGAAUGGUACGACUACGACGAUAACGCUGGUGAGGAGGUGAGCGUCACCGAGAUUCUGUGGAGCAUAGUGCGUUUGUAGUUUAUAGUGAAUAGAGGUAAAAAGUGACAGCAUGCAGAGUAAUCUAGGGAAUUGAGGC